GCGCGUUAAACGCUCUGCCGAGUGGCACCUGUUGCGUUCAAAGAGAAACCGGGAGGACGAUGGUGCUGCUGUCUUUCUGCUCGGAGGUUCUUUCAACAGCUAAAGAGUUUACCACGUCCUGACUGAACACACACACACACCUUACACACAUCCACGGACGCACGCGCGAUCAGGAAAUAAUAAGUUUACCGGUCACGCGCACUGACUGACGUCCACGUCCAGCCUUCAGGAUGCGCCUGAGACGUCGUGUCUCGCCGCUGAAGCUGGCCAUGCUGGGCGGUGCUUUCUUCAUGCUGGCCCUUGUGUUGCUUCAGAGAGAUGUGGGUGAUGGUGCUCAAGAUCCCUGGUUCCAGGACUUAUCCAACCGCAAAGAUCGGAUGUUGGAAUUAGUUCGUGGUGCCGUCAACAACCUGGCCUUCCAGAUUCCAGGCCAACCAGGCACUCCAGAGCUCCCUGCAGAAGAGAAAGUAGAGAAAAUGUGCCCCCCAGGCUUCUACACCCAAACUGAUCUCAAACCGUUGUUCGAAAGGCCUGUGCAGGAUCCGAAGAGCAAGGGUGCUGGAGGGGACGGGUUCCAGGAGGACACUCUCACUCCAGAGGAAGUGAAGGAGAAAGAAGAAGGCAUGACCAGGCACUGCUUUAACCAGUUUGCUAGUGAUCGUAUCUCCCUGCACCGCAGCCUUGGAGAAGACACACGGCCACCAGAGUGUGUGGAGCGUAAAUUUCACCGGUGUCCGCCCCUUCCCAACACCAGCGUGAUCAUCGUGUUCCACAACGAGGCCUGGUCCACCCUGCUGCGCACCGUCUACAGCGUGCUGUACACCACCCCGGCUGCCCUGCUGCGAGAAAUCAUAUUGGUGGAUGACGCAAGCACGGCAGGUCACCUGCAUUCUGAGCUGGAUGAGCAUGUAAAGCUGCUGAAGGUGGUUAAAAUCGUGCGUCAGGAGGAGAGGAAGGGACUCAUCACGGCCCGGCUGCUGGGAGCCAGUCACGCUCAGGGCGAGAUCCUCACCUUCCUCGAUGCUCACUGCGAGUGUUUCCAUGGUUGGCUUGAGCCGCUAAUCGCUCGAAUUGUGGAAGAGCCGAAGGCUGUCGUGAGCCCGGAAAUCACCACCAUCGACUUAAACACGUUCAGGUUUAACAAGCCUGUGGCCACUGCACGUGCUCACAACCGUGGGAACUUUGACUGGAGCCUGACGUUUGGCUGGGAAGCAAUUCCUCACUACGAGCAGGCAAAACGCAAAGAUGAGACAUACCCUGUCAAAACACCAACCUUUGCUGGCGGUUUGUUCUCCAUUUCCAAAGCCUAUUUUGAGGAAAUCGGGACCUAUGACGACAAAAUGGAAAUCUGGGGUGGCGAGAACAUAGAGAUGUCCUUCCGGGUGUGGCAAUGCGGAGGCCAGCUGGAGAUCAUCCCCUGCUCUGUGGUCGGGCACGUCUUCCGCACCAAAAGUCCGCACACUUUCCCCAAAGGAACCGAAGUCAUCACGCGUAACCAGGUCCGCUUGGCUGAGGUGUGGAUGGACGAUUUUAAACAAAUUUAUUACCGCCGCAACCAGAAUGCAGCCAGGAUGGCAAAAGAGAAAAACUAUGGUGAUAUCACGGAUAGGCUGAACCUCCGAGAAAAUUUACGCUGCAAGAACUUUACCUGGUAUUUGAAAAACGUCUAUCCAGAAGCUUUUAUUCCCGAUCUUAACCCUACUCAUUACGGCGCACUCAAAAACAUGGGGUCUCAGAGCUGUCUGGAUGUGGGAGAGAAUAAUAACGGGGGAAAGCCUGUGAUUAUGUAUGUAUGCCACAACAUGGGAGGAAAUCAGUACUUUGAAUACUCAACACACCAGGAGCUUAGGCACAACUUGGGCAAACAGUUGUGUCUGCAUGCCACCACAUACCCUGACCAAGUGAAGAUCGAGCUGUGCCAGCUGAAGGGUCGUGGUACCAGCAUCGCACCUGAACAGGAGUGGAUCUUCACUGAGGAGCAGUUAGUAAAAAAUCCUCCCUCAGGUAAGUGCCUGGACUUGAAGAACGACAAGAUAGUCAUGAGCAACUGUGACUCAAGAGACAUGAAUCAGCACUGGGUGUUAAGCUGAUCUCCAUCUACUGUAUGUUGAAAUGUUUUGGAAGUCACACUGGAAUCCCGCCAGAAGGACAGACAAAACUUAGGCUUGUGUGCUGUGAAGCACACUGGAGCUCACACCUCACCCAUCUGUGUGAACUGAUAGCAUGUUGGGUCAUUUAUUUCUAUUCAGUGGACCAAACUUUAAAGAAAAAAAAACCCAACUGUUAUGAAUGUCAUUUGACUCAGGAAUGUGAGUGGAAGCACCUUCUAUAAAAACUGAGGAACUGUGGGACAGAAAGAUCAGACUGCAGUAUUGUUUACAUGUGCUCACCAAAAAUAUGCUUUUCAGCCUACUAAAUGCUACUUUUAAAGAUUUUAUUUAUGUUUUUAAAACUGUCUAGGUAUUUUUUAUUUUUUCAAUUUUAUUCAAAGGCGGAUGAGGCCGCCUUUUAUUUUGCCAAUAAAUCAUGGUACAUGUUAUUUUAUCAUAAAAUCAUUCUGUUUUACUGCUACAAGUCAAACUCCGGUUGGGUGUUUCAUCAGGAAAGAUUUUUUUAGUUAAGUCAAAGAUUAUGGUACUCCAGUCUUACUCAACUUCCUAAUACGUUCAAUUUAAGUUAUACGACCACGAUUGUGAACCAGCUCUAAGACUAUUAAGUGAACACAUGAAACGAAUACUUUUUUGUCCUUGAUCUAAUUAAAGCUUUCUUGUGACUUUUCAAUCUA
Tachysurus vachellii is the source of this 2785-nucleotide messenger RNA. RefSeq names its product UDP-N-acetyl-alpha-D-galactosamine:polypeptide N-acetylgalactosaminyltransferase 6 (GalNAc-T6) (gene galnt6). The transcript has 11 exons. Gene Ontology annotation, cellular component: Golgi apparatus. The coding region runs from base 231 to 2090 and encodes 619 amino acids. NCBI's taxonomy places the organism in Eukaryota, Metazoa, Chordata, Actinopteri, Siluriformes, Bagridae. The record is from RefSeq and is a predicted model, not a curated record.